Molecule: messenger RNA, 3792 nt
Organism: Acanthosepion pharaonis
Lineage: Eukaryota; Metazoa; Mollusca; Cephalopoda; Sepiida; Sepiidae
Source: the annotation of a GenBank genome assembly
AUGACUGAUUUAGUGUACCAGGCCGAACAGGUACAACAGCUUCUUCGAUGUGCCAUCUGUUUGGACAGAUUCCGUCAUCCGAAACUUUUACCAUGCCAACACACUUUCUGUGAAUCGCCUUGUCUCGAAGGCCUUAUUGACCAUUAUACUCGUCGUGUGAGAUGUCCUGAAUGUCGUCUUGAACAUCGGGUACCUUUAAAUGGUACGGCCGGAUUUCCAAAUAACCUUACCAUCAUCAGCUUUUUGGAUCUCCCCCACCAGUCAGCCUCAUCAAAUACUUCAUUAAGUGCACAAGGUGGCCAUUCCAGCCAGGGGGUUACAGAGAUCAGCCACCCUGAGGUACAUCCUCAUGAUAAUUCAGCUUUAGCCCAACUCGAAUAUCACACCCCUAAUGGUGAGGCAAUGUGCUCCGAUUGUGGACGCAUUGCUAUUCUCGCCCUGUGCAUCCAUUGUAAUGAACAGAUCUGCGAAGUCUGUCGACAUUCACAUAUUUCAAGCCUGAAACUGGAGAUUUCGCGCCAGUUGCAACGUAUACGUCGUGCCCUUCCAAAUAUGUCGGAAACUCUGUCAUCUGUUGAGCACCGUCGUGACCAGCUGCGCCGUAUGUGCGAUUCGGUUAAGUGUGUCAUUUCGGACACCAUAGAGCGUUAUAUUCGAGACUUGAAAGUUCGACAGGACCAUCUGUAUUCUGAGAUUGAUGAAUUUCUUUUCUCGGAGAUUCGCUGUCUUCAGGAAUAUCAAGAGAAUUUAGAAUUGGAACUAACAAGCAUCGCCAGCUUCUGUGAUAACACGGAACCACUUUUGGCUCAAAGACCCGAUAUAGAAUCCAGCAAUAUUGACUUACAGGACAUUAAAAGACAAGGCCAACAACAUAUUGUGACCCUGCAAAACCAAGUGUCCCUUGAGCUCCCCACUGCACGACAACUUACAUUUCAAGAUGAGAGCAGCCGCCUUAGCCCUGCUAUUGCACAUUUCGGAGAACUUAUGGUUAUGAUACAAAAUAAUUCUUCAUCUUUUCUUCGUAAUUCUGUUUUAGGUUAUUCUGACUCUGCUCAUCGAACCCAUUUACGGGAUUAUAACAGCAACCGAGAAACCACUCGGAGCUCCACUGCCUCUUCAAUUCCAAGAAGCCAUUCUUCAGGAGCCGAUUCUUCGAGUUCAUACAGGCGGACAGACAGCAACCAUUCCACACGAGGGUCGGGUUCAAGUACGUCUGCUACUCCUACCCAUCCUCGAAGAACAGAAGCACCAGUGUCCACUCCUAGUUCUACCUCCUCAGGUGUACGCUUUGCUCCUUCUAGCUCCUCUCUAGUAACAUCAUCGCCUCCUCUUUCUCGCUAUUCAGCCACCAACACUUCUGCUGGGUUAUUGGCCCCUUCUCGUCGCGAGCGAGAACUUGGGGGUUUGCCGUCUAGCUAUUUAGACAGGGAUAACACAGAUGAUCCAUUGAGGCACACAGCAGGGCCUGGAGCAGCAUCUCUGCCUAGCCCUUCUUCAGAAAAUAAUACCUUUGCUCGUAGGGAUGAACCGACUGGAGCUAGCAGCGGAACGAGAAAUGAAUACCUGGCCUCGGCAAAACCUAAAGACAAAGGUGUGCUAUUCUCUCAUGAAAAAAGAUCAUCUCCACCCAGAAGUAGGAGGCAACAACGAGAGAUGGUACCCUACUCGGAGAUUUCCCGUCCAUCCACUUCGGCAGGAGUGCCCAGUGCUGCAGGAGCAAGUAAUGACAACUCCCCUGUAUACCGGCCUGUCUCUCCUACAUUUUUUGAACGUAGGUCACUUCCAAACUCCCCAAGUACAAUGCGACGAGACACUGAACUCCUGCCGGACAAUGAAAUUUUUCCUAGCGCCCUUACUUGGCAUCCACGGUCAGAGAAUCUGCCUCGGUUUGGUGGUCACAGUCGAGGAUAUGGACAUUACUAUACGCACAAUAUGACCCUCCCAUCUUCGUCGAACUGGAUGGAUUCUUUUGGCUUACAGGACCGUUAUUCCUCUGCGCGGUUCUCAGCAACAAACAACUCAACACAAACUCCAAGACGGAGACCAGAAGCCUUGACAUAUCUCCAUCCCGGGGAGACAGACGAGAGCUCAACAUCGACAGAAAAUGAUUUAGCCAAUGAGCGAAGGCAUCCUCUCACCCUUUCCAGAACCGAUGGAGAGAUCUAUUCUUCCUCAGACGAAGAAGAUUUCGUGGAUGUAUCUGCUGCCCCUGGCUACAGGCACUGCAAAUCGGCCAGUACGAUUGUCUCCCAGGCACGCAAUAACUAUCAGGCUAAACAUCGUUCGUGGACACGUUUCGGUGAACAAGGAAGUGGCGAAUCCCAGUUCAUGUCACCCCGGGGUAUCGCCGCCAGCCCGGAGGGUGAAAUCUACGUAUGUGAUAGUAGCAACCACCGUAUCCAGGUCUUUGACAACACUGGUAUUUUUAUCCAAUCGUUUGGCUGCUAUGGCCAAGGAAAUGGCGAAUUUGACUGCAUCUCGGGUGUGGCUGUGAAUAGCUUUGGUCAUAUUGCCAUCACUGACCGCUACAACAAUCGGAUACAAUUUAUCUAUCUAUCUAUCUAUCUAUCUAUCUAUCUAUCUAUCUAUCUAUCUAUCUUUUUUCGGUCUGUUCCUAUGUAUCUAUCUAAUAUUUUUGUUGUUUCAAUUAUCACUGUCUUACUGUAUCUAUCUAUCUAUCUAUCUAUCUUUUUUCAGUCUGUUCCUAUGUAUAUAUCUAAUAUUUUUGUUGUUUCAAUUAUCACUGUCUUACUGUAUCUAUCUAUCUAUCUAUCUAUCUAUCUAUCUAUCUAUCUAUAUAUCUAUCUAUCUAUCUAUCUAUCUAUCUAUCUAAGUCUGUUCCUAUGUAUCUAUCUAAUAUUUUUGUUGUUUCGAUUAUCACUGUCUUACUCUAUCUAUCUAUCUAUCUAUCUAUCUCUAUCUAUCUAUCUAUCUAUCUAUCUAUCUAUCUAUCUAUCUAUCUAUCUAAGUCUGUUCCUAUGUAUCUAUCUAAUAUUUUGUUGUUUCAAUUAUCACUGUCUUACUGUCUAUCUAUCUAUCUAUCUAUCUAUCUAUCUAUCUAUCUAUCUAUCUAUCUAUCUUUUUCAGUCUGUUCCUAUGUAUCUGAUAUUUUUGUUGUUUCAAUUAUCACUGUCUUACUGUAUCUAUCUAUCUAUCUAUCUAUCUACCUAUCUAUCUAAGUCUGUUCCUAUGUAUCUAUCUAAUAUUUUUGUUGUUUCGAUUAUCACUGUCUUACUCUAUCUAUCUAUCUAUCUAUCUAUCUAUCUAUCUAUCUAUCUAUCACAUCUUGUUGUCUUUCCUCCAUCUGUCUCAUUGCCAUUUUCCAUCAGUCUUGUUGUCUUUCCUCCAUCUGUCUCAUUGCCAUUUUCCAUCAGUCUUGUUGUCUUUCCUCCAUCUGUCUCGUUGCCUUUUUCCAUCAGUCUUGUUGUUUUUCCUCCAUCCGUCUCAUUGCCAUUUUCCAUCAGUCUUGUUGUCUUUCCUCCAUCCGUCUCAUUGCCUUUUUCCAUCAGUCUUGUUGUCUUUCCUCCAUCUGUGUUCCAGGCUAAUGGGAAUUUUGUCAGGAAAUUUGGACGUCUGGGCCAUGGACAACAGGGUACCUUCAAUGGACCCCAUUACCUUGCAGUCAGUCCAGACAAUCUGAUCUAUGUGACCGACAGUAAUAACCACAGGGUUCAAGUCUUUAGUAUCUAUGGGGAUUACCUGUUUGGAUUUGGGACAAAUAAGAAGUCCACUACCACUGGUUUCCCUAAGCACCAACACUUCUACCAACUGAUCCAAAGAACAUCUCACUGA